GAGACAUGCUCGCAGCGUUGCCAAACACCGAUGUUUUAGUCGUAGUCUUUAAACAAAAUUAAUAGAAAAACAAACUACAGCUAUUCGGAAGACCGAGCAAUAACAAUCUGUACCUGUCACCUGGCGGCAUAGUUGGAAAGAGGCUAAACAAAUUAAAGAAGAAAACGACAACAUGUCAGCACCGGUCAUUAUCGAGGCCACGGUCAAGCAGACGGCAACGUUGAUUUUCAUGCAUGGCCUGGGCGACACUGGACAUGGUUGGAGCAGUGCAUUGGCAGCCAUUAGGCCGCCAUUCAUGAAGGUCAUUUGCCCCACGGCGCCCACACAGCCCGUUUCCUUAAAUGCUGGCUUCCGCAUGCCCUCGUGGUUCGAUCUGAAGACUUUGGACAUCUCUGGGCCAGAGGAUGAGCCGGGCAUACAGGCAGCACGAGACAAUGUUCACGGUAUGAUCCAGAAGGAGGUGAGCGCGGGUAUACCAGCCAAUCGGAUUGUGAUUGGUGGCUUCUCCCAGGGUGGAGCAUUGGCAUUGUAUUCGGCGCUAACGUACGAUCAGCCGCUGGCCGGCGUGGUGGCUCUAUCCUGUUGGCUUCCGCUGCACAAGCAAUUCCCGGGGGCCAAAGUAAACAGCGACGAUGUGCCGAUCUUCCAGGCGCAUGGCGACUACGAUCCUGUGGUGCCUUACAAGUUUGGCCAGCUAAGUGCAAGUUUACUCAAAUCUUUCAUGAAGAAUGUCACCUUUAAGACCUACAAUGGACUUUCACACUCGUCAUCAGACGAUGAAAUGGACGACGUAAAGGACAUAAUCAGUAAAUGGACACAUUGGGAUAACAGCCAGACAAUGGCUAGAAAGGCGCAAUGCUGUCAGAUAUCAUAGUAGCAAAUACUUCCUCAUCCUCCUUACCCCCACUAGUCAAGAGCAGAUGUCGAAAAAGAACAGAAAUACUGUGAAAUAAAUUGUUGUAUUUUAGUGAUUAUCAUUUUGUA
Messenger RNA from Drosophila willistoni, 984 nucleotides. It is a transcript of the gene Apt1, whose product is annotated as acyl-protein thioesterase 1. Bases 173 to 874 code for a protein of 233 amino acids. Gene Ontology annotation, cellular component: cytoplasm. Gene Ontology annotation, molecular function: palmitoyl-(protein) hydrolase activity; carboxylic ester hydrolase activity. The transcript has 7 exons. The record is from RefSeq and is a predicted model, not a curated record. NCBI's taxonomy places the organism in Eukaryota, Metazoa, Arthropoda, Insecta, Diptera, Drosophilidae. Gene Ontology annotation, biological process: protein depalmitoylation.